AUGGCUUCAGAAUCGAAACCCACUGUCCUGAUCAUUGGAGGCCUAGGCUUCGUCGGACGCUACCUCGCCAAAUACAUCCACACUCACGACCUUGCCUCCGAGAUCCGAAUAGUAGACAAGCAGCUCCCCCAGCUCGCCUGGCUUGCCCCCGAGUUCGCCGAGGUCUGCACAGAGGAGCGGUUCUACCAGGGCGACAUGUCACGCGAGCACACAUGUGAAAAAGUGCUUACCCGCGCCGACGGCACCACAUACGACUACAUUUUCAACUGCGGCGGAGACACCCGCCUCAGCCAGGACGACGAGAUCUACAAGCAGCGAAACUUGAAGCUGUCGACAACGGCUGCGCGCGUCGCCGCGCGCAAGGGCACAAAGUGUUGGGUUGAGCUCAGCACCGGCGCCGUCUACAAGAGCGACCGGGAGCCAAGCAAGGAGACGGACAAGCUCAAGCCCUGGCUCAAGCUGGCGACAUAUAAGCUCGAGGCUGAGGAAGAGCUGGCGAAGAUUGAGGGGUUAAAUCUGGUCAUCCUGAGACUAGCAAAUGUCUACGGCGAGUACGGAAGUAAGGUUAUUGCGACGAUGCUGUGCAUGGCUCGCGUGUACUCGUAUCUGGGCGAAGAGAUGAAAUGGCUGUGGACCAAGGACCUGCGUAGCCACACCGUGCACGUCACUGAUGCUGCGCGGUCCGUCUGGACCGCAGCUGAUUGGUACUGCAGUGGCAAGAAGAACUGGGACGAGUCAUGGGGGAGCGUGCCGAUAUUCAAUAUCGUGGAUCAUGGGGAUACUUCGCAGGGUGAUCUCCAGAAAUACAUUUCAAAGAUCUUCAGCAUCAAGACUGGCUUCCAUGGGACGAUUGUGUCCUCGUUUGCGCGCAUGAACCUUGGCUCCGCGGUAGAUGAGGAGAACGAUGAGGUGCUGCAGCCGUGGGGUGACCUGCUGAAUGAGGCGGGGAUUACGAGGCCCGGCCCGAUCAACCCGUACCUGGAGAACGAGCUGGUGAAGGACGACGACUUCAGUCUCGAUGGCAGCAGAUUUGAGGCCGUUACGGGAUUCAAGUACGAUGUUCCAAAGGUCACGGAGGAGGGCCUACUACAGAUCAUCGAGAGCUAUAAGAGACUCAAUUGGUGGCCGCCAAUUGAUUUGCAAAAAGAUGGAUCGGCUUAA
Messenger RNA from Morchella sextelata, 1161 nucleotides. RefSeq lists its product as uncharacterized. Lineage: Eukaryota; Fungi; Ascomycota; Pezizomycetes; Pezizales; Morchellaceae. The transcript has 5 exons. Bases 1 to 1161 code for a protein of 386 amino acids. The record is from RefSeq and is a predicted model, not a curated record.